UCUCCAUGGAAACGGAGAGCGUCAACAGCAGCGUGCAGUGUUUUCACUCGUGACGCGUUUCUACGUCUUUUUAUUAUUAUCUCUGGUAAUAAGUCAGUUUUGUGAAUGGAGGGUUUUGUUACCUCCGCUCAGAGUCUACAGGCUCUGUCUGCUCUGUUAUCCACUCAGCAGGAGGAAGAGGAGGAGGAGGAGGAGGAGAGCAAAAAGGUGACAGCCCUCGCACGGCUGGGCCCUGGACACAUCGGUCACCCGUCCAAGAAAGAUACAGAAGUGACCACUGCGUCUGUGAAGAGGAACAGUAAAGAUAUCUGGAGCGAGGAGGAGGUCGCUGACGGCUCCCAGUUCGAUGAUCUGACUGACCUGCGGCCACAGCCAGAGUAUGAAAUAAUCCUGAAGCAGAGCGUGGGGACAGAGGAUCUCUUCUUGGGCUUGAGUAGAAAGGAUCCAUCGUCCAUGUGCUGUGAAGCCAUGCUGGUGAAAAUCAAACUGCCAGACACUAAAGCAGCAGAUGUGGUCCUGGAUGUAAAAGAGAAGUUCCUUGAUCUGCGGACACCAAAGCACAAACUGGGCCUCCAUCUCCCAGAUGCUGUCCACAGCCAAGAGGGCAGAGCUCAGUUCUUCAGCGAGCGAGAGGAGCUGGAGGUGACGCUGUUUCUGAAAAGGCCCAUGGAUUUUAUCAACAUGCAGUAAGACAGAAUGAGAAUGUCUCCAUGGGUAUUCAGAGGACACAGAAGUGAUGGGGACAAAUAUA
Messenger RNA from Paralichthys olivaceus (Japanese flounder), 751 nucleotides. It is a transcript of the gene dnaaf6, whose product is annotated as dynein axonemal assembly factor 6. Gene Ontology annotation, molecular function: dynein intermediate chain binding; protein-folding chaperone binding. NCBI's taxonomy places the organism in Eukaryota, Metazoa, Chordata, Actinopteri, Pleuronectiformes, Paralichthyidae. Gene Ontology annotation, cellular component: cytoplasm. The record is from RefSeq and is a predicted model, not a curated record. Gene Ontology annotation, biological process: axonemal dynein complex assembly; flagellated sperm motility.